Cucumis sativus (cucumber) is the source of this 1067-nucleotide messenger RNA. Its product is annotated as transcription factor MYB83. The coding region runs from base 172 to 1029 and encodes 285 amino acids. Lineage: Eukaryota; Viridiplantae; Streptophyta; Magnoliopsida; Cucurbitales; Cucurbitaceae. The transcript is spliced from 2 exons. The record is from RefSeq and is a predicted model, not a curated record.
ACCACAACAUCAAGCCUUCCCCCCCUUCCUCUAAUUUCCCUUAUACAUAUAAACAUUAUAUUAUUUCACACUUCCAACUACACAAAAACACAUCACUUAUAUAAGCUUUAAGUACUGCACAUUAUUAUAUAUAUAUACAGAGAAACAAUAAUAUAAAGGUUAAACAUAUUGAUGAGGAAGCCAGGUGAUUGUUCAACCGCCGCCGCCAACAUCCGUCUGAGGAAAGGGCUUUGGUCGCCGGAUGAGGAUGAGAAGCUAAUGAGAUACAUGCUCUCCAAUGGCCAAGGUUGCUGGACUGACAUUGCUCGAAACGCCGGACUCCUCCGCUGCGGAAAGAGCUGCCGUCUCCGAUGGAUUAACUAUCUCCGCCCUGACCUUAAACGUGGAGCUUUCUCUCCCCAAGAAGAGCAACUCAUUCUCCAUUUCCAUUCUCUUCUUGGCAAUAGAUGGUCUCAAAUAGCAGCACGUUUACCUGGACGAACAGAUAACGAAAUAAAGAAUUUCUGGAAUUCAACGUUGAAGAAGAGAAUGAAGAACAAUCGUAGUUACAAUAUUACUCCAUCUCCAAACCUAAGCCACUCAUCCGAACCUAGAAGUAGCAACAACAGCUUUGUAGAGCAGCCAAGUUCAUUCGAACCAUUAUUGUUCUCUACAUUAUCAAACGACAACUACCAAUUAUUCAACACGUUUGAGGAUGGUGGUAGUGGUGGUGGUGUUACGGAACAAGGGUAUUUUGGGGAUUACACUACAACAACAAUAUUAGAGGCUAAGGACUUUUAUGACUAUUCACAUCUUCCUCCACAUGGAAAUAAAGACAUUAUUAUUGAAGAGAUUAAUAAGGUAACAUCCAUGAAUCUACAAGAAAACAACUAUGAAUUAUUCAAUAAUAAUGAUGAAAUGAGUUUUGAGGUGGAGGAUAUUUUUGGAAAUAAUAAUAAUUGUCAAAAUAACCAAUCACUUCAAGAUCAUUUUAAAAUAGGACCUAAUUGGGAUUUUGACCCUUUUAUCCUUGAUUUCCAAAUUGAUUAAUUAACUUUGAAAGAAAGUAUAAACUUUUUUGUUUUUUA